AUGUGGUUCCUACCAGCCACCCUCCCCCUGCUCCCAUUGCUCUUGCUGCUGGGCCAGGCCCCUCCCAGCAGGCCACAGUCCCUGGGCACCAUGAAGCUACGGCUGGUGGGCCCCAGCAGCAAGCCGGAGGAGGGCCGCCUGGAGGUACUGCACCAGGGUCAGUGGGGCACCGUGUGUGAUGACGACUUCGCGCUUCAGGAGGCCACUGUGGCCUGCCGCCAGCUAGGCUUUGAGGGUGCCUUGACCUGGGCCCAUAGCGCCAAGUAUGGCUCAGGGGAGGGACCCAUCUGGCUGGACAAUGUGCACUGUGUGGGCACAGAGAGCUCCCUGGACCAGUGCGGGUCUAACGGCUGGGGUGUCAGUGACUGCACUCACUCAGAGGACGUCGGGGUGGUAUGCCACCCCCAGCGCCAGCGUGGCUACAUUUCUGAGAGGGUCUCCAAUGCCCUCGGGCCCCAGGACCGGCGGCUGGAGGAGGUGCGGCUCAAGCCCAUCCUCGCCAGCGCCAAACGGCAGAGCCCGGUGACUGAGGGGGCCGUGGAGGUGAAGUACGAGGGCCACUGGCGGCAGGUGUGUGACCAGGGCUGGACCAGGAACAACAGCAGGGUGGUGUGCGGGAUGCUGGGCUUCCCCAGCGAGGCACCUGUCGACAGCCACUACUACAGGAAAGUCUGGGAUUCAAAGAUGAAGGACCCCAACUCUAGACUAAAGAGCCUAACGAAGAAGAAUUCCUUCUGGAUCCACCGUGUCAACUGCCUGGGCACAGAGCCCCACAUGGCCAACUGCCAGGUGCAGGUGGCGCCAGCCCAGGGCAAGCUGCGGCCGGCCUGCCCGGGUGGCAUGCAUGCUGUGGUCAGCUGUAUGGCAGGGCCCCGCUUCCGUCCUCUGAAGGCGAAGCCUGGGCGCAAGGAGUCCAGGGCAGAGGAGAUGAAGGUGCGCCUCCGCUCGGGGGCCCAGGUGGGUGAGGGCCGGGUGGAGGUGCUCAUGAACCGCCAGUGGGGCACCGUCUGUGACCAUGGAUGGAACCUCAUCUCUGCCAGCGUCGUGUGCCGCCAGCUUGGCUUCGGCUCUGCUCGGGAGGCCCUCUUUGGGGCCCGGCUGGGCCAGGCGCUGGGGCCCAUCCACCUGAGUGAAGUCCGCUGCAGGGGAUACGAGCGGACCCUCAGCGAUUGCCCUUCCCUGGAAGGGUCCCAGAAUGGUUGCCAACAUGACAACGAUGCUGCCGUGAGAUGCAACAUUCCUAACAUGGGCUUCCAGGACCAGGUGCGCUUGGCCGGUGGGCGCAGCCCCGAGGAGGGGGUGGUGGAGGUGCAGGUGGAGGUGAACGGCGUCCAGCGCUGGGGGGCCGUGUGCAGCGACCAUUGGGGCCUCACUGAAGCCAUGGUGGCCUGUCGACAGCUUGGCCUGGGCUUUGCCAGCCAUGCCAUCAAGGACACCUGGUACUGGCAGGGGACGCCGGGAGCCAGAGAAGUGGUCAUGAGCGGGGUGCGUUGCUCAGGCACAGAGCUGGCCCUGCAGCAGUGUCAAAGGCAUGGGCCAGUGCACUGCUCCCACGGCGCUGGGCGCUUCUCAGCCGGAGUCUCCUGCACAGACAGUGCCCCGGACCUCGUGAUGAACGCCCAGCUGGUGCAGGAGACAGCCUACCUGGAGGACCGCCCACUCAGCCUGCUGUACUGCGCCCACGAAGAGAACUGCCUGUCUCAGUCCGCUGACCGCAUGGACUGGCCCUACGGACACCGGCGUCUGCUGCGCUUCUCCUCGCAGAUCCACAACCUGGGCCGGGCCGACUUCCGUCCUAAGAUGGGGCGCCACAGCUGGAUUUGGCACCAGUGCCACAGGCACUACCACAGCAUUGAGGUCUUCACCCACUACGACCUCCUCACUCUCAAUGGCUCCAAGGUGGCGGAGGGGCACAAGGCCAGCUUCUGCCUAGAGGACACAAAUUGCCCCACAGGAAUGCAAAGGCGCUACGCGUGUGCCAACUUUGGGGAACAGGGAGUGACCGUUGGCUGCUGGGACACCUACCGACAUGACAUUGAUUGCCAGUGGGUGGAUAUCACAGACGUGGGCCCUGGGGAUUAUAUCUUCCAGGUGGUCGUGAACCCCAAGUUCGAGGUGGCAGAGUCAGAUUUCUCAAACAACAUGAUGCGGUGCCGCUGCAAGUACGACGGGCAACGGGUCUGGCUACACAACUGCCACACAGGGGACUCAUACCGAGCUAACACAGAGCUGUCCCAGGAGCAGGAGCAGCGUCUCAGGAACAACCUCAUCUGA
Rangifer tarandus platyrhynchus (Svalbard reindeer) is the source of this 2274-nucleotide messenger RNA. The record is from the annotation of a GenBank genome assembly. NCBI's taxonomy places the organism in Eukaryota, Metazoa, Chordata, Mammalia, Artiodactyla, Cervidae.